Molecule: messenger RNA, 1746 nt
Organism: Oppia nitens
Lineage: Eukaryota; Metazoa; Arthropoda; Arachnida; Sarcoptiformes; Oppiidae
Product: protein inscuteable homolog
Exons: 2
Coding region: 1-1746 (581 amino acids)
Biological process (GO): regulation of asymmetric cell division; apical protein localization; asymmetric cell division
Cellular component (GO): apical cortex
Molecular function (GO): cytoskeletal adaptor activity
Source: RefSeq, a predicted model, not a curated record
AUGGAGACAAAGUUUAUCAAAUCUAUUGAAUCACUUGAAGACAAAUCGAUAAAAGAGUGGUUACUAUCGCUCCAGAAGUCGCCCGAAUACGAGUGUCUGUCCGCACUGUCGGCCAAAUGUGUACAAAACAAAAACUUAAACAAAAACACCGCCGAUAGUGACCAUCACUACAACCAUCAACACUACUCGGCCGAACUGAUGGCCAUUCGGCAAAGUCACGCGACAGUUGCCGACAUUCGACGAGAGUCGGCCCGUAUUAUCGACACUAUUGACCACUUUAUCGACAACUGUCUGCCGAUACAGAAGUGGCAACGUUUGCAACGAAUUCACGAUUACUGUUUGCGCGCAUUGUUCGAUCGGAUCCGAUCGGUGGCCGAUAUGUGCCGACGUAAGUCAUUCGGCGGCGGCGACUAUACACCGACUGUUGGCAAUAAGUGUCUGUCGGCCGACACACUCGACUGUUGCAGUCAAUUGUCCCGAUUUGUCCAGUCGUUUGUCGCAAAACAAUCGGUAAACAAUGCACAGCUCGAGGCCACCAUUCGUAAGCUGAAAGAGUUGUUCGGCGAAUUGGUUGACCAGACCAUCAAAAGUGAAUGUUCGUUAAUAACUGCGUCCAUAAAAAACCGAAACACUUAUCUGACAAUCGAGUGGUCGCUCAUGGCUUACAUUCAACUGACCCGCGACGACGCCUAUCUGUGCCGAGCACUGGUCGAGUCAUCGGCCAAUCAGUGCAACCAAAGUUUCGUACAUCUACUGGUCGACCUGAUUGCUAACUACUGUUCCUACGAUCUACAGGAGUCCCAACAGAUCAAAGCCGGUGCUCUCACUAUACUAACCAAUCUGUGUGUCAAUCAUACCGAUGCCAUCCAACAAGUGAUGGACGAGUGCGCGGCCAACAAGUCGUUCAUCGAAGACAUUAUAUUGACCAACGAGUCGUCGGCCGACGAUUUUGUUCUCCGACAGGCCGUCCAACUAGUCGUACAAUUGACCAAACAGUUUAUCGAUGACAACAAUAGCGGCGGUAGCGGUGCCGACACUGACAGCAAUAACAACUACUCCUAUCACAAGAUGCCCGUCCUGUGGCACACAAAACAUUUGACCAGCGAUUUGAUUAACUGUUUGACACAACUAGUCCGACACCAGACAAUAGCCGAUAGACAUCUAUUUCUACUCAUAUGUACCGCAUUGGCCAACAUAUCGUUCAUUGCUGAGACCAACUCAGUGUUCAUCAAAUAUCGUACCUGUGAUCUACUGUUGGCCAAAGUUCGGGACAAUAGUCAAACGUUUGGAUCGGAUAUACAGAUCAAGGAUCAGUUGAUUACAAUUCUGGCCAACAUUGGACGUAAAUUACCCGAAAAAGUGGUCGAAUGUAAUGGUCUGGUGUUCGUAUUGUGCGCACUACAGGUUAGGCCAGUCGGCAAUCUGCACGACAUACCCGAACUGUUGGCCGUCGAACGUAUCCAACAAAAGUGUUGUGUCUGUCUGUCCCGAUUGGCCAACGAUCGGACAAUCGGACGACUUAUUGCAAGACUAAACGGCGUCCAUCGGUUGACCGAACUGUGCAAACUGGCCAAAGAACGUAACUUUUCCGAUACAGUACUGUUGGCCGCUAUUGUUUGUCUGCGAAAGUUGUCGGCUUCGGUAGACAAACAACUGUUCAAACAGUUGGACGCCACAGAUCUUAUUGAACCGAAAGCCUACCAAACGUUUCUCAUGUAUUCCGAGCGAAAUGAGACAGUUGUCUGA